This is a messenger RNA of Erigeron canadensis, 1594 nucleotides long. RefSeq names its product protein PIN-LIKES 3-like. The coding region runs from base 228 to 1427 and encodes 399 amino acids. Gene Ontology annotation, cellular component: membrane. The transcript is spliced from 11 exons. The record is from RefSeq and is a predicted model, not a curated record. Gene Ontology annotation, biological process: endoplasmic reticulum to cytosol auxin transport. NCBI's taxonomy places the organism in Eukaryota, Viridiplantae, Streptophyta, Magnoliopsida, Asterales, Asteraceae.
CCGUUUUUAAAUGUGCCACGACAAAUAACUAAACUGUGUACUUUGGGUCCCAUGACAUAUAAAAAGGGUCGGAGGGAGGGAGUACUGUAUUACUAUUUAUGGUAUCUGUGUGUGUUUGCGCGCAUCGUGGCCUGGGAACCGCCAAAUUAAAAAAAGGAACGACACCAAUUAUUAUUAUUAAGAGCUAAUAAAAAUUUCAACAAAUUCUCUCCUAAUUUGCUGUAGAGAUGGGGUUUGUAGAUCUGUUUUGUGCUGCUUCUAUGCCUGUGCUCAAAGUACUCAUAGUAACCGCGCUUGGCUCAUUUUUAGCCUUGGAUUCCAUUGACAUUUUGGGACCAAGUACAAGGAAACAAGUCAAUAAUCUUGUGUUCUAUGUCUUCAAUCCAGCACUUGUAAGCAGCAAGCUUGCUAGUACACUCACUUAUGAAAGUUUCAAAUCAUUGUGGUUUAUGCCCGUCAAUAUUCUUCUAACAUUCAUAAUUGGAUCCGGACUUGGAUGGGCACUUAUAGUCAUUGCAAAACCACCUCAACAUCUAAAGGGCCUCAUCAUUGGUACCUGCGCAGCAGGCAACCUUGGAAACUUGCUUUUGAUAUUAAUCCCUGCUGUAUGCAAAGAGAAGGGGACUCCUUUUGGAGAUCCUAAUGUUUGCUAUGACUAUGGGAUAGCUUAUGCUUCACUAUCCACGGCAAUUGGAGCUGUGUUUUUGUGGUCUUAUGUUUUCAACCUAGUGCGGGUUUUUUCGGACCAUUCCCAGCAUUCUGGACACAAUGUUGUCACCCGUAUUGAAGAAUCAGAAACCAGGGCAGAGGAUUUGACCCAAAGUUUGCUUCCAUCAUCUACAACUUCUGUUAAUACGAAGAUAAAAGUGAAGGUGAUUUUAGGGAAGAUGAAGCAACAUCUUGGAAACUUUUCAAGACAGGUUAACUUGAAAGCAGUGUUUGCACCAUCAACCCUUGGAGCGAUUGUCGGAUUCAUCAUUGGAACAAUAGCACCAAUACGUAGGCUACUUAUAGGCACCACAGCUCCUUUCAGGGUGAUUCAAGAUUCUGCGUCUUUAGUAGGGGACGCAGCGAUUCCAACUGUAGCAUUGAUUUUGGGAGGGAACCUCUUAAGAGGUCUUAAAGGGUCUGGCAUCUCACUACCACUUGUCUUUGGGAUUGUAGCAGUUCGGUAUGUUUUUUUGCCACUUUGUGGAAUUUUAAUCGUCAAAGGAGCGCUUUAUCUCGGCUUAGUACAUGCAGAUCCUCUCUAUCUCUUUGUUCUUCUACUACAGUUUGCAAUGCCGCCAGCUAUGAACAUUGGCACGAUGACCCAGUUAUUUGGUUCUGGUGAGAGUGAAUGUUCGGUGAUCAUGUUGUGGGCUUAUGGUUUUGCAUCGAUCUCGCUUACCCUCUGGUCAACCUUCUUCAUGUGGAUUGUUGGUUAAUUUAUUUAACUUGACCCCCCAGCUAGAGGCUUUCUAGUUUUGGUCCGAUAUUUUUCUUCAUUUUCUGUAGAAGUACCAUGACUUGUGACCACCACAUAGCAUAUGGUGGAUGCAUUUACAUACGUGGAUACUUUCUGAUAAUUUAUGAAAAUUCAGUAACAAUAACA